GAAUACAUCUCUCGCGAGAUUCUGCGAAAAGUGCGUUAGACUUUUUUUAUAAACAAUAAACAAAACCUUCCCCCCCCCCCUUUUUUAUAUUUUUAUUAUUUCCUAUAUGACCAUGAGAGAAAUUGUCCAUUUACAAACCGGCCAGUGUGGUAACCAAAUAGGUGCCAAAUUUUGGGAAGUUAUUUCAGACGAACACGGUAUCGACUAUACUGGAACUUAUAAUGGUGACUCCGACCUUCAAUUAGAAAGAAUCUCUGUAUACUAUAAUGAAGCUUCUGGUGGUAAAUAUGUACCACGCGCUGUUCUCGUUGACCUUGAACCUGGUACCAUGGACUCCGUUCGUGCUGGUCCUUUUGGACAACUAUUUCGUCCAGAUAACUUCGUUUUUGGACAAAGUGGUGCAGGAAACAAUUGGGCCAAAGGUCACUACACCGAAGGUGCCGAACUUGUAGAUUCCGUAUUAGAUGUUGUUCGCAAAGAAGCGGAAUCUUGUGAUUGUUUGCAAGGUUUCCAGAUUACUCACUCCCUCGGCGGUGGUACUGGAGCUGGUAUGGGUACUUUACUCAUCUCAAAAAUCCGCGAAGAAUAUCCGGACCGUAUGAUGUGCACGUUCUCAGUGGUUCCAUCACCAAAGGUAUCUGAUACUGUCGUCGAACCAUAUAACGCAACAUUGUCAGUACAUCAACUAGUUGAGAAUUCUGAUGAAACAUUCUGUAUUGACAAUGAAGCUUUAUAUGACAUUUGCAUUCGAACUUUGAAACUAAAUACUCCAACUUAUGGCGAUCUCAACAAUUUGGUAUCUGCUGUUAUGAGUGGAAUUACAACAUGUUUACGAUUCCCAGGUCAACUAAAUGCUGAUUUGAGAAAAUUGGCUGUCAAUAUGGUGCCUUUUCCACGUCUUCACUUCUUCAUGGUCGGAUUUGCACCUUUGUUUCCUCGUGGAUCUCAAGGUUAUCGCGCCUUGACUGUUCCAGAAUUAACACAGCAAAUGUUCGAUGCUAAGAACAUGAUGGCUGCCUCAGAUCCUCGACACGGUCGUUACUUGACUGUUGCUGCUAUGUUCAGAGGUCGCUGUUCAAUGAAGGAAGUUGACGAUCAAAUGUUAUCCGUCCAAACUAAGAACAGUUCAUAUUUUGUUGAAUGGAUCCCCAAUAACGUCAAAACCGCUGUUUGUGACAUUCCACCAAAAGGUCUUAAAAUGUCAGUUACUUUCAUUGGUAAUUCGACAUCUAUUCAAGAACUUUUCAAACGUAUCAGUGAUCAAUACACUGCUAUGUUUAGACGUAAGGCUUUCUUGCAUUGGUAUACAGGAGAGGGUAUGGAUGAAAUGGAAUUCACUGAGGCUGAAUCUAACAUGAAUGAUUUGGUAUCCGAAUACCAGCAAUACCAAGAGGCCACAGUGGAAGAGGAAGAAGGGGAGUACGAAGAGGAGGAACUUGAGCAGGAUGCCGAAUAAUUUACAUUUUUACCAUAAUUACGCAUUCAUAUUUCAAAACAUCAUUCUAUUUUUUUUCAAUUUUUUUUUUUCAAUCAAUUAUCUUAAAAUAGAUUUUAUUAAGUUAAAAAUAAUCAAUCAAUUUUACAUUUGAAUACAAUGUAUUAUUCUUUUUCUUUUAGAAUUAACUUUACUAUUGAAAAAAUUAGCAAAAUAACGAUAAUAAAAAUAUCUUAAAAUAAAAUUUAUAAAACAUGUAU
Messenger RNA from Rhizophagus irregularis DAOM 181602=DAOM 197198, 1695 nucleotides. RefSeq lists its product as uncharacterized. Gene Ontology annotation, molecular function: GTPase activity; GTP binding; structural constituent of cytoskeleton. The record is from RefSeq and is a predicted model, not a curated record. NCBI's taxonomy places the organism in Eukaryota, Fungi, Glomeromycota, Glomeromycetes, Glomerales, Glomeraceae. Gene Ontology annotation, biological process: mitotic cell cycle; microtubule cytoskeleton organization. Gene Ontology annotation, cellular component: microtubule; cytoplasm.